Molecule: messenger RNA, 1316 nt
Organism: Siniperca chuatsi (mandarin fish)
Lineage: Eukaryota; Metazoa; Chordata; Actinopteri; Centrarchiformes; Sinipercidae
Product: H-2 class II histocompatibility antigen, E-S beta chain-like
Exons: 6
Coding region: 69-821 (250 amino acids)
Biological process (GO): positive regulation of T cell activation; immune response; antigen processing and presentation of exogenous peptide antigen via MHC class II
Cellular component (GO): membrane; MHC class II protein complex
Molecular function (GO): MHC class II protein complex binding
Source: RefSeq, a predicted model, not a curated record
AUGUCCUCUGGUUUUUAGAGCAGCUCUCAGUCAGACUGUGUCAGUGUUUGUCAAGUGAACAGAGGAACAUGGCUUCAUCCUUUCUCAGCUUCUCGCUCCUCUUCAUCAGCCUCUGCUCAGCAGAUGGAUUUCGGUGGUAUGGGCUGGACCGCUGUGAUUUUAACUCCACUGAGCUGAAGGACAUCGAGUACACCAGGUCUGUAUAUUACAACAAAGUGGAGUACGCCCGGUUCAGCAGCAGUGAGGGGAAGUUUGUUGGAUUAAGUGAAUACGGACUGAAGAACGCUGAUUACUGGAACAGUGAUCCUUCAUAUCUGGCUGCGAUGAGAGCUCAGAAGGAGACGUACUGCGAACACAACAUCGGGAUCUGGUACAGCAACAUUCUGACUAAAUCAGCGGCGCCCUACGUCAGGCUGAGCUCCACGGCGCCCUCCGGUGGGAAACACCCCUCCAUGUUGGUCUGCAGCGUCUUCGACUUCUACCCCCAACAGAUCCGAGUGAGCUGGCUCAGAGACGGACAGGAAGUCACCUCUGAUGUCACUUCCACCGACGAGCUGGCAGACGGGGAUUGGUACUACCAGAUCCACUCUCACCUGGAGUACACGCCCAGCAGGUCUGGAGAGAAGAUCUCCUGUGUGGUGGAGCACGCCAGCCUGAAAGAGCCUCUGGUGACCGACUGGGACCCGUCCAUGCCCGAGUCCGAGAGAAACAAGAUCGCCAUCGGAGCCUCAGGACUGAUCCUGGGUCUGAUCUUAUCUCUGGCUGGAUUCAUCUACUACAAGAGGAAGGCCCGAGGAAGGAUUCUGGUUCCCACUAACUGAGCCUGGACCUGGUCCUGGAUCCUGUAGCUGUUGGUCAGACGGAGGAAAAAGCAGCUGCUGCUUCAACCUGCUUCCUGUGUUUUCAGCUCAGCAGACUGUCGGUGCUGCCACCUGCUGGACUGGCUGAACUCCUGAUUCUCUGCUGGUCUCUGUACUCUGGUACUCUGCUGGUCUAAACCUUGAUCCAGGACUGUCGGACCACCGUCCUGUUAAACUGUCUGAGGACUGUUAAAGUCCUUCAGAAACCAUCAGGACCGGUAUUCGCUCUGACAGCCCUGGACCAGGUUUAGUCUGGCCUCUGGAUCUGGACUCUGCUUCCUCUACAUGUGAUCUGAUGCUUUACUGUGUGAAAUCAAUAUUUUACAGCCAUAAAUAUGAUCUCCAAUAUAAUCCAGUGGUCUGAAUGAUUCUGGGCUCGUAGGUUGUGUGAUUGUUAGAUUUACAUAUUUUACUGAGUGAAACGUUUUCUAACCAAUAAACCAUCAGAAAACUCUG